Messenger RNA from Kogia breviceps (pygmy sperm whale), 1938 nucleotides. RefSeq names its product calcium/calmodulin dependent protein kinase IV (gene CAMK4). Lineage: Eukaryota; Metazoa; Chordata; Mammalia; Artiodactyla; Physeteridae. Gene Ontology annotation, molecular function: calmodulin binding; ATP binding; calcium/calmodulin-dependent protein kinase activity. Gene Ontology annotation, biological process: protein phosphorylation. The record is from RefSeq and is a predicted model, not a curated record.
AGUCCCACCGCGAAGAUGCUGAAAGUCACGGUGCCCUCGUGCUCCGCCUCGUCCUGCUCUUCGGUCACCGCCAGUGUAGCCCCGGGGGCCGGGAGCCUUGUCCCAGAUUACUGGAUCGACGGCUCCAACAGGGAUGCUUUGAGCGAUUUCUUCGAGGUGGAGUCAGAGCUGGGACGGGGUGCUACAUCCAUUGUAUACAGAUGCAAACAGAAGGGGACCCAGAAGCCUUAUGCUCUCAAAGUGUUAAAGAAAACAGUGGACAAAAAAAUCGUAAGAACUGAGAUAGGAGUUCUUCUUCGCCUCUCACAUCCAAACAUUAUAAAACUUAAAGAGAUAUUUGAAACCCCUAUAGAAAUCAGUCUGGUCCUAGAACUCGUCACAGGAGGAGAGCUGUUUGACAGGAUUGUGGAAAAGGGAUAUUAUAGUGAACGAGAUGCUGCAGACGCUGUCAAACAAAUCCUGGAGGCAGUUGCUUACCUACAUGAAAAUGGGAUUGUCCAUCGUGAUCUCAAACCAGAGAAUCUUCUCUAUGCAACUCCAGCCCCAGAUGCACCACUCAAAAUUGCUGAUUUUGGACUCUCUAAAAUCGUGGAACAUCAAGUGCUCAUGAAGACAGUAUGUGGAACCCCAGGGUACUGCGCACCUGAAAUUCUUAGAGGCUGUGCCUAUGGACCUGAGGUGGACAUGUGGUCUGUAGGAAUAAUCACCUACAUCUUACUUUGUGGAUUUGAACCAUUCUAUGAUGAAAGAGGCGAUCAGUUCAUGUUUAGGAGAAUUCUGAACUGUGAAUAUUACUUUAUCUCCCCCUGGUGGGAUGAAGUAUCUUUAAAUGCCAAGGAUUUGGUCAGAAAAUUAAUUGUGUUGGAUCCUAAGAAAAGGCUGACUACCUUCCAAGCUCUCCAGCACCCGUGGGUCACAGGUAAAGCAGCCAAUUUUGUACACAUGGAUACAGCUCAAAAGAAGCUCCAAGAAUUCAAUGCCCGGCGCAAGCUCAAGGCAGCAGUGAAGGCCGUGGUGGCCUCUUCCCGGUUGGGAAGCGCCAGCAGCAGCCAUGGCAGCAUCCAGGAGAGCCAGAAGGCCAGCCGAGAGCCAUCUCCAACACAAGAUGGCAAUGAAGAUGUUAAAGCUAUUCCGGAAGGAGUGAAAAUUCAAGGAGAUGGGGCCCAAGUGGCAGUUGAGGGGGUAGAGGCUGAGCUGAUGAAGGUGCAGGCCAUAGAGAAAGUUAAAGAUGCUGAAAUAAAUGCUGCUGAGGCCACUAAGAUGGUGCCCGAGGCAUUAGAGGACGGGAUAAAGGAGGCUGACCCAGAAAUAGAGGAGGGUCUAGUGGAGGAAAAGCUGAAGACUAUUGAGGAAGCAGCAGCCCCCAAAGAAGGUCAAGAAAACCCUGCUCCAGAAUUUGGAGCUCAGCAGAAUGAUGUGAUCCUGCCAGAGUACUAAAUGGCUUCCUUCCAUCUGGGAGCCAAAUCCUGGCACUUUAUGCAUUUUGUCCUUCAGCAAGGAAGGUGUGGAAGCAUGAUAUGCACUAUAGUGAUUCUGUUUUUAAGGUGCAAAAAAAUACAUAUAUAUCAGUUGGUAAUCCUAACUUCAAUGCAUGUGACUGCUUUAUGAAAAAAUAGUGUCUUCUAUGGUAUGUAAUGGAUACCAAAUACCUACUGAUGAAUUAAAUUUGAAAUUGCAAGUAAACACAACAUAACAUUUAAAAACAUACAUUUUCAGGGACCAGUAGCACACAUUUGAAGUAAAUAGUAACAAAUUGUUUUUGCUUUGAAAACCUAGCCAGCCUACACCCUUUGGAUUUCUUUACAAGGACUGUUGCUCAGCUAAUACUAGGUAGAGCUAUAAGAUGUAUUCCCAUGACAUUCACAGUCUUUUCAGUAAUGUGUUCAAACUGUUUACAAGAAGAUGGUUAGGUUAUAGUUGUAUGGUAUGUGCAAAAAA